AUGCAAACAAAACUUUCUGUAACCUUCUUGCUUAUCGUUAUCUUCACUAUUUUUCUUCUGGCUUCAACACAAGCAGAUGAUUUCAAACCACCAACCAUUGCUGGUACUUAUAAAUACAAUAUAAGCGAACCGAAGUCGGGUGAAGUGUACAAUAGCUCACAAAAGAAUAUAACACUCGACUACACUUUUGACAAACAAUAUCCAAACGAAAUCUUUAUUUUGGCUAUUUAUUUGCUAACUGAUAAGAAUGAAACGAUCAAGACUCUUGUAGAGAAAGCUAAUACGACUGAAGGCAAUCAUUCUUAUACAGAAGCUUUCCCAGAUCAAUUGCCAAACGGUGCUUAUAUUGUUAGAUACAAUGAGACUAAAAAUACUGGUAUUUACUGGAGUACCGCAUAUUAUAUAACUGACAUUCCAAUAAAUAAAACAUCGUAG
Ambispora leptoticha is the source of this 435-nucleotide messenger RNA. The record is from the annotation of a GenBank genome assembly. NCBI's taxonomy places the organism in Eukaryota, Fungi, Glomeromycota, Glomeromycetes, Archaeosporales, Ambisporaceae.